Molecule: messenger RNA, 844 nt
Organism: Aureobasidium uvarum
Lineage: Eukaryota; Fungi; Ascomycota; Dothideomycetes; Dothideales; Saccotheciaceae
Source: the annotation of a GenBank genome assembly
CAUGCCAGACAACACCAGCCCAUCGGUCGCAAAGACAGCCGUCAUCAGCGGCGGAGCACGUGGCAUUGGCCGCUGUAUCGUGCGCAGAUUUCUUGAGCGAGGCUAUAAGGUCUUCGUCUUGGACAUUGACGAGGAGGAGCUGAAACACGCGACUACGGUGCACUUGAAGCAAUACUACGACAAGAAACAAGUCAGUUCGGCCAUCUGCAAUUUGCGAUCCGUCGACGAGAUUCGCGACAAGGUCAAAGAGGCUGCGGACUUUUUGGGAGGCCGCAUCGAGGUCGUGGUCAACAACGGAGGCAUCGCUUCACCUACUUGGAAAGAUGGCAAGGCGAUGGACGAUCUCGACACCUUCUCCCAAUGGCAGGCCUACAUCGAGACCAACCUUACCGCCCCCUUCGCAGUGUCGCAAGCCUGCCUCCCCUACAUGAAGCUCGAAGACAAGAAAGACUCUCAUCACGCCGAUGACUCAGACGCCGGCCCUGUUGUCAUUCACAUUGGCUCUUUCCGUGCAGAAAUGAGCGACCCCAACCAAGAAGGCUACGCAUCCAGCAAAUCAGGUCAGAUCGGUCUCAUGCACAGCAUGGCCAUCAGUCUGGGCCGCUGGGGCAUUCGCUGCAACCUAGUCGCUCCCGGUCGCAUCAAGGUCGCCCAUGAGUCCAAGGACGGUGAUGAAAAGGGCAUUAAAUGGGCACACCAAAACGAAGACAAGGAUGUCGAAGACCACGCUACCAACCGAGCCGGCAGACCAAAGGACAUUGCGGACGCCGUCGAAUACCUAGUCAACGCUGGCUUUGUUACUGGACAAGCUAUCACCGUCGACGGUGGCGCUGUUCGAACGAAG